UCUCGGCAUCUGGCUUAUUACAGUUAGAUGUAGACAAGCUAUUUGAUCAAGAGAAAAAAGGAUCGUAUUUUGUCAUAUAGACCAUCGUUUGCUAGAAUGCCUGGAUGACACGGGUUCAGGUUCGGUCCAACCUUGCAUCCAUAAUAAACUUGAUUCGGAUACAAUCCUUAUUGUCCUUAGGAUUAAUUAUAAAUUAUUUUCUGUAAUUAAUUAUGAUUAGCAUCUGUAGUAUUGUACGUACUGUAAUUUUUGGACAGUACGUAGAAAUUUCAUUUGUAGAAAUUUCACCCCGCCAAGUUUAACCUGGUGGAUUCGGUGGACAGGAACACCGUCGGUGUUCCGACCGACGGCGGGGUGGUGUGGUCAUCAGAUUCCCUUUUCAUUCGAACAAUUUUUUUCAUCGAUCAAAUUAAUAACGUGAAAAGAAUUAAAAUUAAAUAUUUUAUUUUGAUAAAUAUAGGGAUCCAUAAAUAAGGGAUCGGAAGCUAAUCAUAGCUGCUAAGUAAUUCUUAAUAUGUAAUCAGCCCCCGUCCUUAUGAGGCCGCCACACACACUACUGCGUCCCUCGAUCAAACGCCUUAACGAAGUGUUUUCGAUCAUUCCGUCUCUACACCGGAGUGGCGGAGAUAGCAGCAACCCACUAGAGGCGGGAGAUGGCGGCGGGCGCGGCCUCUUCAAGGUCAACGGCGUCCCAAUCGAGUUGGGUGAAGCCUGAGGUCCUCCGCGUUAAGGCCUUCGAGCCCGUCCGUCCUCCUCCUCGGCCGGCAGCGCUUCAUGGGCGUCGAUCUCCGCAUCCGCGUCCGGGGCGGCGGCAAGACCUCCCAGAUAUAUGCCAUUCGCCAGAGCAUCGCCAAGGCCCUCGUUGCCUUCCACCACAAGUACGUCGACGAGCAGUCCAAGAAGGAGAUCAAGGACAUCCUCGUCCGCUACGACCGCACCCUACUGGUCGCCGAUCCGCGACGCUGCGUUGUUGUCGGUUAUCAGAGAGUGCCUGUUGAAGAUUUGUCAUGGGCUUAAGAAUGUCUUCAAGAACAGCCACGGAUCUUGUUUUGCUAAGAAAUGGGUAAAAAACAGAGAGGUUUGGAGAGAACGGAUGAACUUUAAGCAACAUUUCAGACAAGGGUUUCUGCUUGCGGAGAUGACCGGUUCAAGCGGGCGGGUUAACCCGAGUCCGAGAUGGAUCAGGUUUAUCCCGAUCCGAUACCAGCAGUGGGAUCCGCUAGCCCUGCAGGCCACGUGGGGGGAGAGCAGCCCCCCGCCAGCUGUCCGUCACGUGGGAGCGCCGAGGUCUGCGGGCUCCGUUUUCCUGUGGGGCCCACUGGGCUCAGUCCGACCCGAGACCAGGUGGACAGAGGAUAAUGGCAAAGUUGUGAUUGGCCACACUGCUCGUCUACCGUGCCAUUUCUCUCCGUCUUCCACCUGCACGUAAAUAGUCGACCCAAAGAAGCUUUGUUUCUGGUUACUGCCACUGUCAUCUGCGCCAUCGGAUUCCAACACACCACCACUUUUGAUCACCAUAUAAUUCCCCUCUUUGGGGUAUUUCUUCGAACAGUAUACGGAAGACACCAAACCGAGCAUUGCAGUCUUUGUUAGGUGAUGGUGGUGGUGGUGGUUGGAGUAAGCCGGAAGCAAUACGCUCAUAAGCAAGAUCACGAGGAAGAUUAAGAUCCAAUCCAUCAAAUCUCUUUGUCAAUUUAGAUACAUAUGACCUAAAUAUUAGCUGAAGAUGACAUUUCUUUUCCUUUGUCCUAAAUAAGUACAGUUUUUUUGCCUUUAUGACAUCUUAAUUCAACAAUUAUUGUUAUUAUUAUCAUUGGAAAGUUGGGCUUUGGCGCGGCGUCCCUUUCUUAAACCCCCUCUGUGUAUCUUCGCUUCGAUCGGGAUUUGGCGAGUCGAUCGAGCUCCAUUGCGACCCGGAAGAGCUCCCAAUCGUGGAUUCCCGGAAGAACCCUAGCGCCAUUUUGCUUUCCGCCGCCUAUCGAGCCUUGCCAGCGACGUCUCCUCCGUCCCCGCUUGCCCUCGCUUGGUCUGCAAGCCCCAGAUCCGGAGUUAGUGCGGGCGCGUGUGUCAGUUCUUGUGGUCAUUCUUGAAAGCCAGUUGGAUCGGCGUGAGGAAUCUGGAGCAGCUGGGGCCUUUCGGGCAAGAUGAUCGGGUUUUGACGUCAGGACUGGCGUUGCCUCUGUUGCGUGCGUUAAUCGUCUUGUGGGAGGCAAUUGGAGAGGAAAGGUGAUGUUUUAGCUGAUAACUAGCUGAUUCGGGAACAAUGUCGAGGAUUCCCAAGUGGAAAAUCGAAAAGACAAAAGUGAAAGUUGUUUUCCGCCUUCAGUUUCAUGCAACACAUAUUCCACAAGGAUGGGACAAGUUAUUUGUGUCCUUUAUCCCCAUUGACACAGGCAAAGCAACUGCAAAGACAAACAAAAUGAAUGUUAGGAAUGGGAACUGCAAGUGGCCAGAUCCAAUCUAUGAAACUACAAGACUUCUCCAAGAUACAAGGACCAAAAUAUAUGAUGAGAAGCACUAUAAGCUUGUGGUAGCAAUGGGGUCUUCCAGAUCAAGCUUACUUGGGGAUGUUACUAUCAACCUUGCUGGUUUUGCUGAUGCUCUGAAGCCUUCAUCUAUCUCAUUGCCUCUUGCUAAUUGUGAUUUUAGCACAACUUUACAUGUCACAGUGCAGCUUCUUACGUCCAAAACUGGCUUCAGAGAAUUUGAGCAGCAAAGGGAACUGAGUGUAAAGGGUGUCCAGACGAUAUCCAGCCACAAAAAUGAUCCCACUGAAGUUGAAGCUGAAGCUGCUUCAUCAGAGAUAGCUAAUGAACUUGAAGAGGCAAAUGCAAGAGUCAGGUACAAGGAAGAUCAUAUGGGGCUUCUUUUGCUUGAACAAGUGGAAGAGUCAAAUGAAGAAUAUGAAGACUCUACUGGUGGAGCUGAUGGCUCAUCAUUUACCUCUGAAAUUUUACAUGCUGAAAAGAAUGAUCUUCCAAUAAUUCAUGGAAAGGAUAACUUCAAAAGUAUGGUAUGUGGUGAUCUACCCAUCAGUCAGAUUCCUAUACAUGCAAAAGAAGACCCAAAUGGCAGUCAGCGUUUUACCCAGGGGAGGAAUGAUUGGACACAUGGAUGGAGCUCAAAGUAUUCUGUUGAGAAUGAUCUUGCUACAGCUUAUGAAGAGAACAAUAGACUCAGAGUAAGAUUGGAGGUAGCAGAGUCAGCAUUUUUACAGCUUAAGUUGGAAGCAAAGUCAUUGCAGCGAAUUACAGAUGAAUUAGGGGCAGAAACUCAAUGCUUGUCCGAGCAGCUACUCUCUGAACUUGCCUCAGGAGAACAACUGAAUAGAGAAGUAUCCAUGUUAAAAUCUGAGUGUUCAAAGUUAAAAGAUGAUCUUGAAGCCCUAAAAUCUGCUAAUGUUAUGCAGAGAAGUCCUGACCAGAGAACUCAUAAUCCUUUGAUGUUGAACCAUGGCUUGGAAAAUGAUUCAGUUGAUAGUAAGCAUCAGGAUGAUGUUAUUGCUGCAGAGACCCACUAUAUGUACCAUGAUUUGCGGGAAAAAUGGCUCGAGAAUCUUCUGCUUAUUGAGAGCAGAGUCCGAGAAAUUCAAAAUAAGGCUCGCGUUAGAUACCAUGGAAGUGAUUUUGAUUUUCUGGGCCCUGAUUUUGAGCUUCUCGGAUGUCUUAUUGGUGACCUCAAGGAAGAUAUUAUCCAAGUAAAGGGCCUUGGAAGAUCUUACAGGGAUAAUAGUUUUUUAGAAAACACAGUUUAUCGCAUGAGUGAUUCUCACAAAGUAUAUCAUGAACAUGACACUCUUAAGAAAAGUCUUGAAGCUUCAAGCUUGAGGGAGGACAAAAUGUUUGAUCUCUUACCAAAACUAGAGGAGUUGACAACUGAAAAAGAAAGUCUCACCAAAAAGAUCGACCAGAUGCAAUACUACUACGAGUCUUUGAUACUGGAACUGGAGGAAAGCCAGAAGCAAACAGUAAAGGAACUGGAAAAUCUUAGAAAUGAACACUCCUCUUGUCUCUAUUCAGUAUCUGUUCUCAAAAGCCAGAUAGAAAAAAUGCACCAAGAGAUGAAUGAACAGUUUAUAACUUUUGCUGAAGAUAGGAGCAGCUUAGAAUCUCAAAAUAAGGAACUUGAGAAAAGGGCUAUUGCAUCAGAAACUGCAUUAAAAAGGGUUCGCUGGAACUAUUCCAUAGCAGUUGAUCGAUUACAGAAGGACCUUGAAUUACUCUCUUUCCAAGUUUUGUCUAUGUAUGAGACAAAUGAAAAUCUUGCAAAGCAAGCAUUUGCAGAUGCUUAUCAGCAGUGCCAUGAAGAAUGUCCAGAAGAAGUCAGGUCAUAUACUGAUAAGGAUGGGAUGUUGACUUUGUUUGACCGGGAGCAGUACCAGUCAGACCUUACGAGGAUUCAGACAGAAGAUAGACACUAUGGAACUAUUCACAAAUGGUCUCCAUUGGAUAAUGGUAUAUCGACAUCUGUUUCUUGCAAAACAAGUGGUGCAAUCUCUAAGGUGGGUAUACCCAUUCAUGUAGAGCUGCAAGCUGGGGAUGAGGCAGAUAUAGAAGGGUUUAAUUCAGAUGAGACUGAGCAGCUGGCUUUACACCAUACUCAGGUAAAGGACAAACUUACUGCUGACUUAUCCUCAGGGAUGCAUGAAGCUGAACUUUCGGAAAUACAUAUGCUAAACAUGGAUUUGAAAGUUUUCUUAGAGGUUUUACUGGGGACAUUGUAUGAUGUAGAUGAUGGGGUUCGGCUUACGAAGGACAAAAUGCUUGAAAUUACACAGCAACUACAUCACACUACAGAGCAAAAAGAAAGCCUCAUGCUUAAGUUGCAUAAAGCAUUGGAUGAUGCUGGGGUUUUGAAGGAUGAUAGAACUAAAUGCAUCUCUAGAUGUGAAGAUUUAGAACUGAAGAACCAAGUUCUAGAAGCAAAGCUCGAAGACAUCUCCUAUGAAAGUACUAUCCUUAGUGGAAAGGUCACAGAAUAUGAGAGGAUGCUUGUGAAAUCCAAAGUUUAUGAAAAAGAAUAUAAGGCUUGCACUGAAGAAAUGGACAGUGUCAAAAAUCUUCUAAAAUUGGAAAUCCUACAAAAAAAUUGUCUCGAGAUUGAAAAGAGCUCAAUAAUUGAAGAAUUUAAAGCAUUGAAGGAACAAUUUGACAGGAAAUCUUCUGAAAAUGAGGAAAUGCAGACUUGUAUUGCUUGUCUUCAAGAGAAGUUGGGGUAUCUUCACACUUGUAUGAGUUCCUGCAAUGAGCAAAUAGGUUGUUCUGCUCUGGAUGGCAUAUCUGUAUUACAGGAAUUGGAUGAUGGAAACUAUAUGCCUGUUAUUAUGAAUCUGGAACAGUUCCAGCAAGAAGCAACAAAGAAAAUACUUCACUUACUUAAAAAGAACAGGGAUAUUGAGGAACAAAGAGAUAUUGCUCAGUGCUUACAAAAAAAGACAGAAUUAGAAUAUAUUAAUAUGAAGCAGAAACUUGAAUCUGACUUACAUGAGAUUACUGAAAAGCUAGAAAUGUCCAAUGCAUUAGUUGAGAAGCUUCAAGUGGAACUGCAAAAUGCUUUGGAGAAGCUUAAACUCAGUUCAGAAGCUGAAGAGAAGAAGAAAUUGAAAAAUAGUGAAUUGUCUUCAAAACUCACAUUUUUAGAAACUGAACUGCAGGAAGCUAUUGACGAGAACAAGGAUCUAGUUAAUCAGUUAUUUGUACUUUCGGGUGUUAAGGAGGAACUUGAGAAAACUCAAAUCAGUCUUAUGAAUUGCAUGCAAGAGAAGAAGUCUUUGUUGAUAUCUAUAGAGUCUGGAAAUGAGGUUUCCACCCAAAUGGGGAAUGAGCUCCACGGUCUAAAAGAAAAUUUGUGUUGCGCCCAUAGAGAUUUGCAGAUAGAAAAAAAAUUGAGAGACGAACUUGAUGCUGCAGUUUCAAGCCUUUCAACACAACUGAAAGAAAGAGAUAGGGAGUUGUUUUCUUUUCAUGAACAAAAAACUGAAGUUUCUCAUUUGCAGGAAAUCAUUGUGGAUUUAGAAAAAGCAAACACUGGAUUUCAGCAUGUUGUGUUGAAGAAUGAAGAAAGUCAAAUAAGACUGAACCAUGAGAAUUUAUCCCUACGCAUGCAAGUCAUGGAUAUGGGAAAUCAAUUGGCAUCAGUUCUUGAGAAUUCAAUAGCUGCUGAGAUCAAACUUACUUAUAUGAGAAGUCAUUUCUGUGACAUUGUGCAGGAGUCAUUUGCACAACUUAAGAUACUAGAGAAAGAGCUCGAGGAGAUGAACUUAAAACAUGGAAAUGUUGUUACAUUGCUGAACACUCACUAUUGCAGUGAAGCACAAUUAAUUGAGGAAAAUGCAAGAUUAUCAGUAGCUCUUCAAUCAUUACAAUCUGAAUAUGACAUUGUUUUUCAGGAGAAAGAAGACAUCAUUGAUUACACAAACAAAAAAAAUGCAUUAUGCACAGAGUAUGAAGAUAUGAAGGUUAGAGAAGCUGACAGUAAACUUCAAAAACAGAAGUAUGAAAAUGAGAUUUGUCAGCUGAAAAACAUGCUGAUCAGUUUUGAAGAAGAGGUGUGGAACUUAAGGUCAUCUAAGGAUGCAUUAGAGGUCACAUAUAUAGUUCUCCAGUCCACAUUGAAUGAACAACAAACAAAAGUAUCAUUGCUUGAGGAACGUGAUCAGGAGUUGAAGAUCUUACAAGAGCACCACAAUGAGCUUCGAUAUAAACUCUCAGAACAGAUUUUGAAGACAGAAGAAUAUAAGAACCUUUCCAUUCAUCUAAGAGAACUCAAGGAUAAAGCAGAAGUUGAGUGUCUUCAAGCUCGUGAAAAGAAGGAGAAUGAGAGAUCAUCCCAGGACUCCCUGAGAAUUGCUUUCAUCAAAGAGCAACAUGAGUCCAAGAUCCAAGAGCUGAAAAAUCAGCUAUAUGUCUCCAAGAAGUAUGCAGAAGAAAUGUUAUUUAAAUUGCAGAAUGCUCUUGAUGAAGUUGAGAGCAGAAAGAAAACUGAGGUUUCUCUGGCAAAAAAAAUUGAAGAGUUGUCGGCAAAAAUCUCAAAUUUGGAGUCUGAGCUGGAGACAGUUAUGACUGAUAGAAGAGAACUAGCCAAAGCUUAUGAUAGAAUAAAGAAUGAGUUGGAGUGCACUAUAUUGGGCCUUGACUAUUGCAAUGAAGCAAAGCUAAAGCUCGAAGAUUCCUUGAAGGAAUGCAAUGAAGAAAGAACGAAAGCUAGAAUAGAACUCGACUUAGUCAAGAGGCUGUUUGAUAAUAUGGCUUCACAUGAAGCCCUAAAUUCAGAAGGUAAUCAUGACUCUGGUUUUCUAACAACAACUUCCAUUGAGCAAAUGUUGCAAGAUAGCAGCUUUGGGUUUUCAACUAUCUUCCAAGAGAUGCCAAAUGACAGAGGUACUAGUUUGGGAAUAGAUGCGCCAGCUGGAGUUGUUGACAAUUCUUUGAAGAAUAUAGAUGUUGAUCUCUUGAAAACAGGGGGCAAGCUAAGCUCUUGUGAAGAUCUUGAAGAUGUUAUGUCAACUUCUGCCAAUGAGAGCUCACUUUCAUGUCCAGUACCAAGCUCACAAGCUUUUAAGGAUAUUGAAGGUGCACUUGAACGAGCCACCUCAUUUGCAGAUAAUACAACAGAUGUCACUGUUAUUGAAGCUAACUUAAAAGAGCAGCAGAGAUUGAAGUCAGGCAUGGACAUGCUACAAAAAGAGUUGCUGAAACUAAGAAAUGAAAAUUUGUCAUCACUGAUUCCAUUAGAAGAUCAUCAGGGUGUACCAUCCCUUCGGGGUUUAGAAAGAGAUUUGUCACAACUUGAUAUGGCAAAUGAGCAACUGAGAAGCAUUUUCCCUUUGUUCAAUGAACUUCCUGGAAGUGGCAAUGCAUUGGAAAGAGUACUUGCACUGGAACUUGAACUUGCAGAAGCAUUGCAGACAAAGAAGAAAGCCGAUCUUCAUUUCCAGAGCUCGUUCCUGAAACAACAUAAUGAUGAAGAAGCAGUGUUCCAGAGCUUCAGGGACAUUAAUGAAUUGAUAAAAGAGAUGCUCGAGUUGAAGAGCAGGAAUGCUGCCACCGAGACCGAGCUCAAAGAGAUGCAGGGUCGAUACUCUCUGCUCAGUCUGCAGUUUGCGGAGGUAGAGGGAGAGAGACAAAAGCUAUUAAUGACAGCCAAAAGCAGAGUGCCUAAGAGCUCAUAGUCCGCGUCACAUGUCGCCGUGAUGGUGUCGUGUCAAUGGUGGCGUAGGAUCCACAAUCAGAGGUUAUUGCCAAUUUUAGGCGAGGGAAAUGCCUUCAACAGCACAUACUCUGCAUAUUCACAGGGAGGUUAGCAGAGUGGUGACAGAGCAGGUCAACGAUAACAUGCGAAGAUGCUUACGCUUGUGAUUGAGCAUUCAAGGGAAAUGGUCGUGAUGGGUGUCUGUAAAUAGAUGCUCUGUAUCUUAAUGCAGCAUGUAUUAAAUGUGUGUUCCAUGUAAAUCGUCAUGUUUAAUAUCAGAUAUACACAUUCUUCAUCAAUCUCGGAACCAAAUUAAUGUCCCCGAGA
Molecule: messenger RNA, 8517 nt
Organism: Musa acuminata AAA Group (dessert banana)
Lineage: Eukaryota; Viridiplantae; Streptophyta; Magnoliopsida; Zingiberales; Musaceae
Product: protein NETWORKED 1B
Exons: 14
Coding region: 2264-8170 (1968 amino acids)
Source: RefSeq, a predicted model, not a curated record